Molecule: messenger RNA, 5007 nt
Organism: Cynoglossus semilaevis (tongue sole)
Lineage: Eukaryota; Metazoa; Chordata; Actinopteri; Pleuronectiformes; Cynoglossidae
Product: metabotropic glutamate receptor 1-like
Exons: 9
Coding region: 1071-4583 (1170 amino acids)
Biological process (GO): G protein-coupled receptor signaling pathway
Cellular component (GO): membrane
Molecular function (GO): G protein-coupled receptor activity
Source: RefSeq, a predicted model, not a curated record
AUAAAAAUAAACGUUUUAAGUGACAGUAAGAAAAACGACUGAUAAUCAACCUUGUAUUGUAUUCUAUUGGCCCAGAUAGUUUCAAAUAAGCUAACAGUGUAUAAAAUAAAUAGAUAGAUAGAUAUGAAGAAAAUGAAACUAGAUAGUAGUGGAUAGUAAGAUUAAACUGAAAGCAAGACCAGAAGCAGCUAAAUGUUAGCAAUUCAUUUAAAAAAAACAUUAAAAAAACACAACCUUGCCUUCAGAAAUAUAUAUAUGUCAGUUUUAAAAAUCAUGAAAACAUAAGCUUUUGUAGAAAAGUAUUGAAGUAAUAUAUAUCAGCCACAGGGUGGCAUGAGGUUCUGAAAUGUGACUGCAGCAAUAAACAUGCAUCACAUUUUCUGGGGUCUUAAAUGAUGCAAUGUGAUUAAUCACUGAACAUGUUUUACAUAUUGUUGGAAUAUACAUUUAAAUUAUAAAGCAUAUGAACAUACAAUAAUUCAAUUCAUUUAUUUUGGUGUCAUAGGUUUUCAGUGUUAGUGUUCCUUUUUUCAUUUUCUUUCCUUUUGUCCCUCCCUUGUAGACAAUAGUCAUGUUAUUAGAAAUAGUAUCAAUAUAUAGCAUGUGUAGUAGUGGUAAUAGUGGUAGGUAGAGUAGAAGUAGUAAUAGAGUACAUAUUAGUAUAAAUUAAAGUGUUUGUACUUCUAUUUUGUCUUCCUAGUUUAGGUGUCUACAAGUAAGUGUGUGACUGUGGUUUCAAAACAGGGACACUGCAGUGCAUGUGACCUGUUUUUAAGAUGCAGGAGGAGAAGCAGACAGAAAAUGCAAGAGAGAUAGAGGCAGUGUGAGAGAGCGAGCGAGCGAGAGAUAGAGCGAGAGAGAGUGAAAGCGAGAGAGACUGUGAUUUCACAGCAUAGGAGCUGCUGGAGUUCUAAAGAGACUCUUGACUUGCGAUGUCCCCAACUGUCUGCUGCAGGGUGACAUACUAGAGAAGAAGCAGCCGAGGUAUUUGCCAUUUGACCAAGAAAAGGAUUAAUGGACCACCAUUAUGGACAGACGGACAUGAUUCUACAUUCAGCUCCUGUGGCAAAAUGUCAACUAUGAUUUACCUGACUGCCUUUUUGUAUUUGCCUAUUUUGCUGUUUGAGGCAUUUGUAUUGUCCAAAGGAAAGUAUGAGAGGUCAGUGGUGCCCAGUUCUGCCUCCCGCCUGGUGGCCAGGAUGGAUGGCGACAUCAUCAUAGGUGCCCUCUUUUCUGUUCACCACCAACCCUCUGCUGAAAAGGUAGCAGAGAGGAAAUGUGGGGAAGUCCGCGAGCAGUACGGCAUCCAGAGAGUGGAGGCCAUGUUCCACACUCUGGAUCGGAUUAAUUCCGACCCCAAUUUGUUACCCAACAUCACCUUGGGUUGUGAGAUCAGAGACUCCUGCUGGCAUUCAUCAGUGGCUCUGGAGCAGAGCAUAGAGUUCAUAAGAGAUUCGCUCAUCUCCUUGCGGGACGAUAAGGAAGGUUCCAAGUGGUGCAUUGAGGGGUCUCCCUCCAGCGAGCCGCCACAGAACAAGAAACCUAUCGCGGGGGUCAUCGGCCCAGGUUCCAGCUCUGUUGCUAUUCAAGUCCAAAACCUUCUGCAGUUGUUUAACAUUCCACAGAUUGCCUAUUCUGCCACCAGUAUCGACCUGAGCGACAAGACUUUGUUCAAGUACUUCCUCAGGGUGGUUCCUUCAGAUACUCUUCAGGCCAGGGCUCUGCUGGACAUCGUCAAGCGAUACAACUGGACAUAUGUGUCUGCAGUGCACACAGAGGGUAACUAUGGAGAGAGCGGGAUGGAAGUGUUCAAAGAGCUGGCCUCGCAGGAAGGCAUCUGUAUCGCUCUUUCUGACAAGAUCUACAGCAAUGCUGGCGAGAAGCACUUUGACAGGAUGCUGAGGAAGCUGAGGGAGCGUCUGCCAAAGGCUCGUGUUGUUGUCUGCUUCUGUGAAGGCAUGACAGUCCGAGGACUGCUCAUGGCCAUGAGACGACUUGGAGUAGCUGGAGAGUUUCUCCUAAUUGGCAGUGAUGGCUGGGCUGACCGUGUGGAGGUGGUCGAAGGAUAUGAGCAGGAGGCUGUUGGCGGCAUCACCGUGAAGCUGCAGUCAGAGGAAGUCUCCUCCUUUGACGAAUACUUCCUGAAACUGAAGCUCAGCACCAACGUCCGCAACCCGUGGUUCCCUGAGUUCUGGCAGUACCGGUUCCAAUGCCGUCUACCUGGACACCCACAAGAGAACCUGAAUUAUGCACGGAACUGCUCAGGUUACGAAAGUCUUGUGGAUAACUACGUUCAAGACAGCAAGAUGGGUUUUGUCAUCAACGCCAUUUAUGCCAUGGCCCACGGGCUGCAUGACAUGUACACGUACCUCUGUCCCGGCCACGUGGGGCUGUGUGACGCCAUGAAGCCUGUGGAUGGAAGCCAUCUGCUGGAAUUUCUUCUCAAGACAUCUUUCGCAGGUGUUUCUGGGGAGGACAUAUGGUUCGACGAGAACGGAGAUUCACCUGGAAGGUAUGAGAUUAUGAAUUUCCAGCGCGUGACGCCUGGUGUUUACGACUACAUCAUUGCCGGCUCUUGGCACGAGGGAAUACUUAGUCUUGAUGAUGACAUAAUUCAGAUGAACCGCAGUGACUUGGUCCGCUCUGUGUGCAGUGAGCCCUGCUCCAAAGGAGAGAUCAAGGUGAUCAGGAAGGGAGAAGUGAGCUGCUGCUGGAUUUGCACUGCAUGCAAGGACAACGAAUAUGUUCUGGACGAAUUUACAUGCAAGGCCUGUGAACUGGGCUGGUGGCCUAGUGUAGAAUUAGAAGGCUGUGAGCCAAUUCCUCUACACUACCUCGAGUGGAGCAACCCAGAGUCUAUUAUCCAGGUGGUCUUUUCCUGCCUGGGCAUCCUGGCCACAUCGUUUGUUGCCUUUGUGUUUGUCCUGUACCGCGAUACCCCUGUGGUCAAAUCCUCCAGCAGAGAGCUCAGCUACAUCAUCCUAGCAGGCAUCUUUCUGGGCUACCUGUGUCCCUUUACUCUCAUCGCUCGUCCCACUGUAGCCUCCUGCUACCUCCAGCGGCUGCUUGUCGGACUCUCGGCCGCCAUGUGCUAUUCUGCUUUGGUGACCAAAACCAAUCGCAUUGCUCGCAUUCUGGCAGGCAGCAAGAAGAAGAUCUGCACUAGGAAGCCAAGGUUCAUGAGUGCUUGGGCUCAGGUGGUGAUCGCCUCCAUCCUCAUUAGUGUCCAGCUCACUUUGGAGGUCACGCUCAUCAUCAUGGAACCGCCGGAACCAAUAAAAUCCUACCCCAGCAUUAAAGAAGUCUUCCUGAUCUGCAACACAAGUAACCUCGGUGUCGUGGCUCCUCUGGGCUACAACGGCCUGCUCAUCCUGAGCUGCACAUAUUAUGCCUUCAAAACCCGCAAUGUUCCUGCCAAUUUCAAUGAAGCCAAAUACAUCGCCUUCACCAUGUACACCACCUGUAUUAUCUGGCUUGCAUUCGUGCCAAUCUACUUUGGUAGCAACUACAAGAUCAUCACCACGUCCUUCUCGGUCAGUCUAAGUGUCACGGUGGCUUUGGGUUGCAUGUUCACACCGAAGAUGUACAUCAUCAUCGCCAAACCUGAGCGAAACGUCCGUAGCGCAUUCACUACCUCUGAUGCCGUGCGCAUGCACGUUGGAGAUGGUAAGAUAGCCUGUCGAAGCAACAGCCUGCUCAACAUGUUCAAGAGAAAGAAGAACGCUGGCAACGGCAGUUCUAAUGGAAAGUCUGUGUCAUGGUCUGAACCAGGUGCAAGACAUCCUCCAAAAGGGGAUCAUACAUGGCACAGACUGUCAGUGCAUGUGAAGAGACAGGACGCAGGUUCCAAUCAGAUGGCUGUCAUCAAACCCUUAACUAACACGUACCAAAACACGGCUCUGGAGUUCUCCGACCUCAGUACCAAGACUUUAUACAAUGUGGCUGAGGAGGAGGACGAGACCGAGCCGGUCAGGUACAACCCCCCCACCACCCCUCCCAUUAUAGCCCACAGCCAAAUACCCACACGUGGGCUCAUGACAGAUGUGGACGAGGUGGUAGAGCUUUAUACCCCCGAGCAUGUGCAGAAAAACAGCGCUCUCUCACAACACGUCCUCAUGGAACGCCACCUGCAGGACGAGGUGAUGGUGGUGAGUAAAUUUAAAGAUGACAUGCCCGUGCUUGGGGAUAUGAUGAGCAUGCCUGAGGCCAUAAACACCGGCCUGCCUGUUUACCCCCAGGUUCACCUCAUCCAACAGGAAUCUGACCUUGACCCGUACGACGAGGAACCCAUCUCCCCUUUGGAGGAGGAUGGAAUGGACAGUGAGCAGUUUGGCCUCCUUCAGGGCUACAUGUACAACAACUCACAGAUUCAUGAGGAGGAGGGGCUUCUCCAGCUCAAAUUAGGAAUGGGGGAUUCUGUGGCUCUUAUGCCUCCUCCCUCCCCCUUCCGCGACCGCACUGGUCCUCCAGUGAGACCUUUCUCCAACUCACCAAUGUCCGAAUCAAUUUUGUGCAACACUCCCAACUUGACGUACGCUGCUGUCAUUCUCCAGGACUACAAACAAAGCUCCUCCACUCUGUAAAAGACAUCAGUUGUACUGUACUAGUUCACAUAUAUAUGGGUUGAUAAGAAACAAUGCAGUUUAACUCUGUAGCUUAGGUUAUCCAUGAUAAAGGGUAACAAGAAGGUGCCAUAUUUUAAAAUCAUUUUAACAUGUAGGAUGCCAAUUCAAGACAGUGCCAUAAGAUUUAAGGAUUCUAACUAGAAUAUAAAUAGUCAUGUCGUUCUCUUUAAUUUAAAUUUUUUUUUUAAAUAAUUCAGCAAAAUAAUAGGUAAAUGACAUGAAACCUUAUUUUAAAAAGGUAGGUAAGUACUACAGAACUGUUGAGAACAUUUUGAAGUCUGUAGUACAAUUGGUUUUAAUCAUCACAUUAUGUAAUUUGUGUCUUUUUAAGAAGCAGAGCAUUUACAAGAAUCAUACUGACACUGGAGAAAUUAUUUUAUUA